AAAAGGACAGUGCAGAGCAACAGCUGGGUAAGGCAUCAACGAGCCACUUCAUUCUGACUUGAAAAACUUCAAACAUGAAGAUGGAAAUGAUGUUAAGUCUACUUGCAGUCCUCACAUUACUAACACAAGGUGUGGAAGCCUCCAAAUGGAAUGUUAACUACUCUGCCACACAUACAUGUGGCUUAAUUGGGUCUACUGUCAACAUGACCUGUUCUUACACAUACCCAAGUGAGUCAACGUUCAAUAAAACUUUCUGGACAACAGCUGCCACAAAACCACAUCCUAAUCUUUCCGAGGAGCCACGUUAUCAAGGGAGAGUUCAGGUGGAUUGUAACAGUCACAGGUGUAUGCUGAGCCUGUCAAAUCUGACCAAAGGAGAUGCAGCAGGGUACCACUGCAGGAUCAUCACCAAUGACGCAGCACAGAGAUGGCUGGGUAUACCAGGAGUUCAGUUGUCUGUCACAGAUUUGCAGGUAGACGGACCAGAACGACUAAAAGUCGGGGGAUCCGUAAAUCUCACCUGUAAGUCCUCUUGCUCUGUGACCGGCCAAAGCUCCUACAUCUGGAUGAAGGAUGGGCGCCCUCUAGAGAAGGAACACAGCAACAACAACCAGCUGCAGCUCCACCCAGUCCAUUUAGAGGAUAAGGGCAGCUACAGCUGCGCUGUUAGAGGCCACGAUGAUCUCCCAGCUCAGCCCCUCAGGAUCACGGUCAUAUAUCCACCAAAGAACACAGCAGUCUCGGUUGAUCCUUCCAACAUGCUUCCAAUGGGAAGUACAGUGACUCUGAUCUGUAGCAGUGAUGCCAACCCACCAGUGGAGAGCUACACCUGGUUUAAGGUGAAUGAGUCCACUGCAGUAGGAUUAGGACAGCAGUACAGCAUCACUAACAUCAGACCUGAGGAUGGAGGACAGUACUACUGUGAGGCCAGUAAUAAAUACGGAGCUGAGAACUCUACUGCUAUGUCCAUCACAGUAACAAGAGAACAGAGUCCACUAGUGACUGUUGUGGUUGUAGUCUCUGUGUGUGCAGUGGUGGGUCUACUGUCUGUGCUUGUCUGCCUAAGGCAAAUUAAGAAGAGGCAGGAACCAGGUGGACAGGACCAGCACUACUUCAGUGUCUCCGGCCAGAGCAGAGAUGCUGAGGCUGCAGGAGGAGCAGAGGAUGAUGGUCACUACUCCACCAUACAGCCCCACGGCACUGGACAGACAGCUCGAGGUCAGGAGAACGACAUCCUGUACGCCAGUGUCCAGCCCAAACGCUCCAGACAGACUGCAGGAGAUCAGGGGGGCGAUGACGUCCAAUAUGCCAGUGUCCAGUUCAAGAAGGCAGGAGCUGCAAAGGGUUCCUCUGUUCAGCCAGACGGGGAGCCCUCUCCCAUCUACAGCAGUGUGCAGCCAAGAGUGGAUACUUCUGUGGUCUAUACGGUGGUGUUCAGCCCAGAGGCAUCUAGCAGUGAAGGUGCACCACUUCCUCUGUGA
This is a messenger RNA of Sardina pilchardus (European sardine), 1481 nucleotides long. Its product is annotated as B-cell receptor CD22-like. Lineage: Eukaryota; Metazoa; Chordata; Actinopteri; Clupeiformes; Clupeidae. The record is from RefSeq and is a predicted model, not a curated record. The coding region runs from base 75 to 1481 and encodes 468 amino acids. The transcript has 9 exons.